CCUGUAAUCACUUAAAAAAAUAUCCACUUGUUUCCAAACAUGAAAAAAGGAAUAAAAAUUUGCUCAUUACUUGUGUUUUUAAUUUAUCCAGCUCAAAAUAAAGAAACCCACUAAUUUUUCUGGGUUGAGUAUACUUUCUGAUCUUCCCUUCUAUCAAGCUUCAAACUUUCUUUGAAUGUUAUAUUAAUUAGUGAGCUCAAAUCAUGGCUUCAACUGUGAUUUACAAUUCAUUAACUACCUCAUCAACUGUUUUCUUAAGAACCCACUUACCAAUACUAUCUCAAUAUGAUGAACAACAUCAAUCGUCAUUAAUCUAUAACUCUAAAUACUACUUGAAGAAGCCCAAUUUUAGUGGGCAGAAGAAGAAAGAGAAGAAAGAGAUAUAUGUGAAGUGCUCUGCUGCUGUAGCAGAGUCCUUACAAACAUCUCCGGCGACCAAUGAUGUGAUCGCCGGAGAAACGCCGGAGAAGAAGCUCCGGAUAUUGGUCGCCGGAGGGGGGAUUGGUGGGUUGGUAUUCGCAUUGGCGGCGAAGAAAAAAGGAUUUGAUGUGGUGGUGUUUGAGAAGGAUUUGAGUGCUAUAAGAGGUGAAGGGAAAUACAGGGGACCAAUUCAGGUACAAAGUAAUGCUUUGGCUGCUUUGGAAGCUAUUGAUAUGGAUGUUGCUGAGAAAGUUAUGGAUGCUGGUUGUGUUACUGGUGAUCGGAUUAAUGGCCUUGUUGAUGGAAUUUCUGGUAAUUGGUACGUCAAAUUUGAUACUUUCACUCCUGCAGUGGAGCGGGGGCUUCCAGUCACUAGAGUCAUAAGCCGUAUGACAUUACAGCAAAUUCUUGCUCAGGCAGUUGGAGAAGAAGUGAUUAUGAAUGAGAGUAAUGUUGUGUCUUUUAAGGAUGAUGGAAGUAAGGUUACUGUGGUGCUUGAUAACGGGACGAGUUAUGAAGGUGAUCUUCUAGUGGGAGCUGAUGGAAUAUGGUCAAAGGUGAGAACAAACUUGUUUGGGCAUACAGAAGCUGUUUACUCUGGAUACACUUGCUACACAGGCAUUGCAGAUUUCGUGCCUGCAGACAUUGAUUCUGUUGGGUAUCGAGUAUUCUUGGGUCACAAACAGUACUUUGUUUCAUCAGAUGUGGGUGGAGGCAAGAUGCAGUGGUAUGCAUUUCACAAGGAAUCUGCUGGUGGUGCUGAUCAACCCAAUGGUAAAAAGCAAAGGUUGCUUGAAAUAUUCGGGGGAUGGUGUGACAACGUAACUGAUCUACUCGUUGCAACUGAUGAAGAGGCUAUUCUUCGACGUGAUAUAUAUGAUAGAACACCAAAGUUCACCUGGGGAGAGGGUCGUAUAACCUUGUUAGGAGACUCGGUCCAUGCUAUGCAACCCAAUCUGGGCCAAGGAGGAUGUAUGGCCAUCGAGGACAGCUAUGAGCUUGCUCGUGGGCUAGAAAAAGCAUGGCAGACGAGUGUUGAGUCUGGGAAACCGGUUGAUGUUGUAUCCUCGCUUAGGAGCUACGAGAGUGCCAGAAAACUUCGAGUUGCUAUAAUCCAUGGAUUAGCUAGAAUGGCAGCAGUAAUGGCCACAACCUACAAGCCCUUUUUAGGUGUAGGACUUGGUCCUUUGUCGUUUUUGACAAAAUUCAAGAUACCUCAUCCAGGAAGAGUUGGUGGUAGGGUUUUCAUCAGCCCAGCAAUGCCUUUGAUGUUGAGUUGGGUUUUAGGUGGUAACAGCGAAAAACUUGAAGGAAGGGUGCCACAUUGCAGGUUGUCAGAAAAAGCAAACAAUCAACUACGGAGAUGGUUCGAGGAUGAUGACGCCUUGGAGCGUGCUCUCAGUGGCGAAUGGUUUCUUCUCCCUCAAGGAAAUGAUGCUGAAACAUUAGAACCUAUUUGUUUGAGUAGAAAGGAAGACGAGCCGUGUACAAUUGGGAGUGUCUCUCAUGAGGAUCUUCCAGGUGUAUCUGUAGCCUUGCGUUCACCUCAGGUUUCAGAAAGACAUGCUCGAAUCAGCUGUAAGGAUGGAGCAUUUUUCUUGACUGAUUUGCGUAGCGAGCAUGGAACCUGGAUCACAGACAAGGAGGGAAGACACUAUAGAGUGCCUCCUAAUUUUCCUACAAGGUUCCAUCCAUCAGAUAUCAUUCAAUUUGGCUCAGACAAAAAGGCAUCGUAUCGCGUCAAAGUAUCGAUGACAUCUCCAAAUUUGGCACAGAACAAGCAGAAUGCAGGAGUACUGCAGACAGUGUGAAAUCCCUUGUCACUUUUAUCACCACAUUUCGAUUAGUUGACAUUAGUAAGUGUACAGAAUUAUUCUGAGAGGUUGCCACAAUGCUCUCGAGUUUCGACCAUAUAGUUACCACACACAUAAUUAGAAGCCAGUUAAUCUUUCGUAUAGAUGUAAUAUAAUAUUUUGGUUCUUCUUGUGUUAUGAUUAUGGUCACAUUUUACCUUCUUUUUUUGGGAAGAGAUUGAAAUUGUACGAGUGUAUGUAUAUAUGAUUGAAGUACGGUUUCUGUUGAUAA
Messenger RNA from Beta vulgaris subsp. vulgaris (sugar beet), 2505 nucleotides. RefSeq names its product zeaxanthin epoxidase, chloroplastic. The record is from RefSeq and is a predicted model, not a curated record. Gene Ontology annotation, cellular component: chloroplast; membrane. The transcript is spliced from 16 exons. NCBI's taxonomy places the organism in Eukaryota, Viridiplantae, Streptophyta, Magnoliopsida, Caryophyllales, Amaranthaceae. Gene Ontology annotation, molecular function: zeaxanthin epoxidase activity; protein binding; FAD binding. Gene Ontology annotation, biological process: abscisic acid biosynthetic process. Bases 204 to 2231 code for a protein of 675 amino acids.